AUGCUUCAGACGAAACAAAUAUCCAAAGUGCUAUCACAGGGAUUAAAGCCAAUUUCAAAAGAGUUAUCUACAAAUGGUGUUAAUCAACCGCUUUCAUUAUCGUUGUUGUCUCAUUCAGGAUUGCCUCUAACUACUGUAUCGAACCAUUCGGUGGAAAAGGAAAGCUUGACAGUUGAUAACUUGAAAAUAUAUUCAUUGCUAGCAAUGAGCCACUUUAAAGAACCAAAUAAUACGGAAGAGGAUGAAGUGGAGAAUGCUAACAAUACAAGGAAAGGGGAAUCAAAUUGGGCCGGAAUGGCAAUCAAUAAGAACUUGCAUUUGAUUAUACAAAAGGUGGAAUAUGCCGAAAACGUUACUAAUGGGGAUAACAAUGAAGGAGGCGAACAAAAAAUGGUACCGGAAAAUGGCGAAGAUAACUUGUAUGUAGUUAUAUUCUACAAGAGUGAAUUCCCACAUGCAAUAGCCAAGUUGAAGAUUGAUAAUGUGUGUAAUGCAUUGGCUGAAGGGCUUAAGGGAUAUAAUUGA
Debaryomyces tyrocola is the source of this 525-nucleotide messenger RNA. Lineage: Eukaryota; Fungi; Ascomycota; Pichiomycetes; Serinales; Debaryomycetaceae. The record is from the annotation of a GenBank genome assembly.